GAAAAAAACAAUGGAAAGAAAUUCAAUCCAGAGCGAAAGUUCCUUAUUUAAUAACUUUGAAAAUAAUGAAUUCGCGUCCAACAAUUCUAUCCUUCUAGAAUUAGAAGAAGAUGGAUAUAUUACUCCUAAUGAAAAAGUGGAAGUACUUACUAAAGAUUUAACUAAAUUAAAAUAUCUCUUUGCUCUUAAACUACUUUUCGAAAAUCCACUAAACCAGUUUUUACCUGAAGUUCUUCGCAAUUCUUUAAUUUCAUUUGCAGAUCCAACAUCUUUUGAUUAUUAUGAAAAACGGAGUGUUGCUAGAUUAGAGUUACACAUACGUACCUGGGUGGCAGUAUUGGAAAAAAUUUGUGUUACGCCAAUGCGUUUAAGUAAAGAACUUCGAGAUAAAGUUUAUAAUUCUUUAGCAAAAUUUGCAGAUAUUCAUAAAAAAACAACUCAAGUAAUGCAAGAAGGAAUUUAUAAUAAUUAUAGAUCUAGUUUCAACCAAUUCAAUCGAUUACAGCAGCAUGAUAAAGAUGAUGAAAAUUUUGUUAAUAAGCGAAAUUAUAAUAUUGACUUCUUAUUAAUUCAUUUGCGAGAUACUUUACAUAGUUUGCGUGAUGAUGAAACUUGGUUUCAAGAAAUUGUACGAAGAACUAAAGAUUUACUUAAAGCUGCAUUAAAUAUUACACCCGGUGUUUUAUCAAUGGCAACGGGUGUUACUCUUCCAAAUGAUAAUUGUUCAACUUUAUCAAUGCUUACUCAAUUACAUAAAGGAUUAAAUUUUAAAUAUCCGGUAGCGAAUUAUUAUAGUUAUUUGGAAAAAGAAUGGAAUGAUGUUGCCGAUAAUUCUAUUUUAGAUUCUCAAUCUAAAUUUGAUGAAGUAUCAAAUAAACUUGUUAAAAUUUUAAGAAAUACUGGAAGUUUCAUAAAUGAUCUUGCUGGAAAUGAACCUCUCGCUUUACCACAUACUUUAUGGUUUGGAAUAUUAGAUCUUGCACAAAAUCUUAUACAAAAAUCUACUCAAAAAUCCACACAUGGUCUUUGUUAUUAUUUGGCAAUUGAAUCACUUAAUAGAGCUCCAAGUAGUUUUAUUCAAUUUAAAGCAAUUGAAAUAUUAUUUCAUUUAUAUAAAUUUAAUAAUCAAAUGUUUUCAAUAAUUGAAGUUGAUUUUGGUCAAUACAUUCAAAAAUUAAAUGAAAAUAAUUCAACAAUUGGUUCAUCGGAAAAAUUUCAAAAUUUAUUAACAUUUGUUAAAAACAAGUGUUAUGAUGAUUUUAAUCUAUUAUAUAAUGAUAAUUUAAGAGGAAAGGGAAAAGAAAAAGUAAAAGAGAAGGGAAUAGGAAAUCAAAAUAUACUUUCAUCAACAAAUAAGCAAAUAUCAGAAUCGAUUAAUAUUUUAGAAAUUGUUGCAAAUGAAAUGACUUGUUCAAUUGAUCAUGAACCAACAGAUCAAUUAUGUAUUUUAAAAUGUCAACAUAUAAUAUCAUUUAAUAAUUUAAAAAGAUUAAAACAAAAAAAAUGUCCUAAAUGUCGAGUUAAUAUUGAAGAUAAUGAAAUAAAGUAUUUAUCACAAAAUACUAUUUAUAAAAUUUUAUAUCCACAAUUUUUUGAAGCUGGACAUAUUAUUGAAAUUGAUGAUUCAACGUAUAAACAGUAUAAUAGUGAUUCAGGUGAUUCAGAAGUUGAUCUUAUGUUAACUAAGAAAAAGAAAAUUUUAAAAGCAAAUAUGUCAUUAAAAUCAAUAUUUCAAAUUAGAAAUUCAAAAAAACAACAUUCUAUACUAUAUCAAAGUGCUAUUAAAGAAUUAGAUGUAAGAAAUUAUAAAAAUGCUGAACAUUGGUGUAAAGAAUUUCUUAAAACUUUUCCAGCAAGUUAUUCUAUGAAAUGUAUUUUAGCUUAUACUUAUAGAUGUCUUAAUGAUUAUAAACAAGCACAUUUAUAUAUAAAUGAAGCUAUUAAAUUGAAAGGAAAAAAGUCAAUUGUUUGGUAUAUUCGAGGAGAAAUUCAUUUUAGACAAUGCAAUUAUUAUGAUGCAAUAAGAGAUUUAAAGUCUUCAAUAAAUUAUAAGGCUAAAAUAAAUAAUAUAUAUAUGGUACUUGGAAUUAGUUAUCACAAUAUUAAUAAUAACAAGGUUGCUUUAAAAAAUUUUGAUAUUGUGUUACAAAAUGAUUCUACUAAUUAUUUAUGUCUUAAGUAUUGUGCUUAUAUUUAUGAAAAGCAAGGAAGAUACUUGGAUACUCUAAAGAUGCUGGAUAAAUUGCUCAGUAUUAAUGAGAAAGAUUCAUUAAUUUUAUGUUAUUAUGGAGAAAUUCUGAGUAAAAUUGAGGAGUAUGAUAAUGCUAUAAUAUGGUUUACAAAGGUAGAUAGUAUAGAUCCAGAAAAUGUUCAUAAUUUAACUAAGAGAGCUGUUACAUAUUACAUCCUUCAAGAAUAUGAUAAUGCUUUAUUAAAUUUUAAUAAUAUAAUACAAAUGGAUACUUCAAAUAUUUUAGCAUAUUAUUGUAAAGGAUUAAUAUAUUAUAUGAUGGAAGAUAUUAGUAAUUCUAUGAUAGCAUUUAAAAAAUGCAUUGAAUUAUAUCCUAAUAAUGAUUUAGAAAAAAUGUAUUUGAAAGAUUCAAGAGAUUAUCUCUCCCAAAUUUCCAAAGUUGAUUAUGAUCUAAAGUGGUUAUCAAACUACCAUGAACUUAUUACUAAAAUUAAUCGAUCCACUAAUAUUUAUCAUGAUAAAUCAUUACUUUUUAUGAGGUGUAAAAUAUAUAUUGAAUUAAAAGAUUAUUAUGAAGCAAAAUUAGAUUUAAAUAGACUAUUUGAGUUAAAUGAUGAUAUUUCAUUUGUUUAUCUAUUAAAAAAAUAUUCCGAUUUUUGGUCUUACUUGUGUGAAGAUUAUUUUUCUGAUUUUGUUGAACUUGGAUAUAAUGAUAAAUUUAAUAUUUACAUGUUUAAAGAACAUAAUGUUUAUUUUAUUUCAAAUCUUCAUAAUUUGGUCAAUAAUUAUCAAUUUCAUGAAAGUAAUAUAAACAGUACGUCGGGAUUGGUAUUAUCUUUUAAAGAUAACCAUUUAAGUUUACCCAGAUUGUAUUUUGAUGAUAUAACAUCUCGCAUCAACUGUUAUUACAAUAAUAUAGUUUGGAAAAUAAAUGUCAAAAAAAUAAAUUCACCAGAUGUUUUUAUAAAAUUUAUAAUUGAAAGAAAUAUCUAUGAGAAAAAGGAAUAUUUAUUAAAAUAUGAGGAUAUAUUGGAACUUGAAGGAUUAGGUUGGAUUGAAUAUAUGUCAUUUUUCUCUAUAUACUUGUAUGGAUCAAAAUGGAUACAAUUUUCAAUUGAGACAAAGAAGGAUUCUAUUGAUAUACAAAUAGAUUAUGUUAGAUUUACUAAAUCUACUGAAGGAAAUAACCAUGAAAACCGAAUUUAUUUUCCUAAAAUGGAUCAUUUAUUGCCAUUUCACAUGAAUAAUGUUCCAGAAGCUUUUGAGGACAAGUAUUUUAUAAGAAAAGAAACAGAAAAUCUGCUUGAAUUAAAUGACAUUAUUAGUAACCUAUAAAUUAUAAUUAUUUUUUAUUAAUUU
Molecule: messenger RNA, 3550 nt
Organism: Rhizophagus irregularis DAOM 181602=DAOM 197198
Lineage: Eukaryota; Fungi; Glomeromycota; Glomeromycetes; Glomerales; Glomeraceae
Source: RefSeq, a predicted model, not a curated record